AAAGAUCGAACAAUGGUCACUCUGCAUACGUUGCAACUUGCAAUUGGGAAGGCGCGAUGUCUAUUUAUUUGUUAUGUUUGACAACAAGUGGGGGGCUGCCCGUGUUCACCCGCAAGAAGGGAGAAUGCGAGAAUCUGCCCUUUUCCACUGUGGCCAGCCUCAACGGCUUUCACAUGUUCUUCAAAUCGCUGGGCAUUCAACUGGAGUCCACAACGACCUCGAAACAGCAGCCCAGCCAGAACCAGGCUCCAGCGGAUGCGGAGGAAUGGACGUACAUUUGGCGGGACAGCAAUGCCAUCACAUUGAUUGUGUGCGGCUGCGGAGUGGGAUCGGAGCAGCUUCUCCAGACGCUGGCGGACUUGGUGUUCGGAGCCAUUGGCAUGUUCAUCACUCGGUCCUCGGAAAUGGCACAUGCCACGCUUCUUGAACGACUCAAAAAGGAUGCCAAGAAGUAUGUGCCCAUUGUGGAUGCCAUUCUGGAGGCAGCCUGCGCGGGCACACAGCUCCUGGGCUACACGGAUUGUCUGUUGGCCUCGGAGAAUGCACAAUUGCUGCAGUGCCUCAAUGAGUUCAGUGGCCACUGCGGCUCACUCUUCUGCUGCCUGGUGGUGGGACAUCGCAUUGCAGUGGCCACCGAGGGAUGGUGGGAUCUGGACACUCGGGACCGGGAACUCCUGCUCUUCCUGCUCAACUCAUCCAGCACGCUGCAGCACGAUGUGCCCGUCUAUCUGCCCGUAAAGAGUCCCCACAUAGCCUAUCGUUUCGUCAGCAUUCCGGUGGCCUCGAACAGUGCCCUUUGCGUCCUCUGCGGAGCUGAGAACGCCUCCUUCCGCGAACUGCACGCUCAUGCGAUGAGUGCCUAUCGGAACGAGGGCAAUCUCCUGGCGGCCGCCGAACGCUGUGUGCCACGCAGCUUGCCCGAACACCUGGACAUCGAUGGCAAUGUGCUGGCCAUCAUUCUUAUCAACCGGCACUCGCGGAAGAGCCUCUUCACCAGGAACCUCAACCAGUCGGCGAGUGUUAAGCGCAUCAUUGUGGGCGACCUGCAGCGCCUAGACAUUCUCAAGAAGUUCUUCGAUCAGACCAUGGAUGCAGUGCAUCAAUUUGAGGCGGUGUCUUCCAACAAUAAAACUAUCUUGAUGGAUCAGUAUAGCUGCUCGGAUUACCACAAGUGCUAUGCCCACACGGAUGAGCUGGGAAAUGUUAUGUUCCUUCUCUUUGUGGCAGCUGUGCCCUCGCACGCAAUGAGAUUCUUAGCUCAACGCAUCCAUGACAAUAUACUACAGGAGAAAUCGGUGUGCUGGUAAUGCGAUUUCACUUUCUGAAUUCUAAAAGACUGAUAUUUAUUCCAUUUUUACUUGGCAUAAGAAAGAACUUUAAUUUUUGUGUGAAAAAGUAUACUUAAGAGUAAUUCAAUUUGGCAUGGGCGUUUUAUUCGCCUAAUGUGUUUCUUAUAUAACUCAAAUAUUGGAAUAUAUAUGGUAUAUUCCAUAACAACAUUAGCCUGCGCUGGCUUUAAUGACUCAUACAAUAACGUCCUUUUUAAUUAUAUUUUUAUAUAUAUCCUGCAAUACCUGUAUGAGUUCUAUAUUUGUAGUUUAAGCUUUGAGUGCGUUCUUAUAAUUUUAAUACAAUUAUAUUGUGAGGACGAAUA
Messenger RNA from Drosophila gunungcola (fruit fly), 1654 nucleotides. RefSeq names its product protein fuzzy (gene fy). The transcript is spliced from 3 exons. NCBI's taxonomy places the organism in Eukaryota, Metazoa, Arthropoda, Insecta, Diptera, Drosophilidae. Gene Ontology annotation, biological process: non-motile cilium assembly; vesicle-mediated transport. Bases 57 to 1307 code for a protein of 416 amino acids. The record is from RefSeq and is a predicted model, not a curated record.